Messenger RNA from Biomphalaria glabrata, 689 nucleotides. RefSeq names its product keratin-associated protein 4-4-like. The transcript is spliced from 3 exons. The coding region runs from base 56 to 580 and encodes 174 amino acids. Lineage: Eukaryota; Metazoa; Mollusca; Gastropoda; Planorbidae. The record is from RefSeq and is a predicted model, not a curated record.
ACAUAAAGUACAUGCACCAGUUAACACAGACGUCAACAAAGAGUACACUUCCGAAAUGCUGACAAAACAAAGUCUACGUUUGACUGUAAUUGCUUGCUUACACCUCAUGACUCCAUGGACUGCUGGUCAGGCCAAUACUGGGGGCCUCGUGAUCUACAGCUCGCCACUCUAUUGUUUGACUAUAGUCUCAACGUAUCAGACUUGCCCUCCUACAUACUGCUAUACGUCUAGCACACGUAGUCAGUGCUGUAUGGGACUCUACAAGACAAUCACGGGAAGUCUGUAUCAACAGUGUAAGUGCACCUCAGCUGUAGGAUGUACUCCUCUCUCUGGGUCACAGACAGCAGUGGCUCCCACGUCUUCCUUCUUCUACGACACGCCCUUAUACUGCAGCUCCACACCAUCAACCAAUUUAUGUGCCACCUCUGACGCAUGCUUUAACUCAGCCACUCGAAGUUCAUGUUGUAUUAGUGUCCAGAGGAUUCCACAAACUAUUAGUGGUAUGCCAGACACAUUUACAACGUGUUCCUGUAACGCUGGAGUUCAAUGCCCUGCUCCUGCCAUACAAAAUGGACGUUAAGAGUUCUCCAAGUAACUUGUGCGACAAAGCCAACUUUGUCUUUUCUUCUGUUUCGUUGAGAAAUGUUUGUGUUGUUGCUGGAGAUAGAAAUAAAAUGGUAGAUUUCUUU